Phytophthora nicotianae INRA-310 is the source of this 2498-nucleotide messenger RNA. RefSeq lists its product as hypothetical. The record is from RefSeq and is a predicted model, not a curated record. Bases 68 to 2401 code for a protein of 777 amino acids. The transcript has a single exon. Lineage: Eukaryota; Oomycota; Peronosporomycetes; Peronosporales; Peronosporaceae.
CAUCUCACUCACACAUACAAUUUUCAAGAUAAAGUAAACGUCGUGCUGUAGCGCUACGUUGUGUAUCAUGAGUGGCAGCAGGAAGCGGCUUCCAGGUGCACCCACAGCGCCUCUGCAGCCGCACCAGUCACUCAGAGCGCAAGCGGAAGCGGAAGCCAAGUACGAAGUGCAAUUGGCCGAGCGCCGGCAAUUGGAGCAGGACCGCAUGUCCUCGUACACAGAUGACGCCUUUGAGUGUGAAUCGCCGCACGCCAUUUUGGCCAGCAGCCGCAGCGUACGGCCCGAGCAGCGCAGUGACCUGCAGACAACGUCUCCGUAUUUGGUUGUGGACAAUAUCGGUCGCCUUCGCGUGGACAGCGUAAGCGACAGCGACGCCCACGACGAAGUCGCGUACGGGGAACUGGCCCAACCGCGACCAGAGAUCAUUCUGCGGUGGAAGCGGUUCGCGGUGCUCGUGGUAUUCACGGCCGCCGUCAUGACAGCUAUCGCUGCGUGGCUACGCGAGGGUUUCGUGGUGGACAAGGGCGUUCCUGUGGGCACCGCUGAUACUAAAGUGGAUACGGUCAACUCAUACAUCGGUCUUAUAAUGGGCUUCAUCGAGUCUAUCGUGGGCCUUGGCGUGGAAGAGAUUUUCCCCGUCUUUAUCGUAUACCUGCACAACCUGAGGUGGUAUCCGAGCGACGAUCCAGCGACCAAAAAGCAGAGCAAGUUCAAGAAGUUCGCACUUACGAUCUUCAUCCCAGCCGUCAUGAUGGCCGUGGGCAGUUCACUUUCAGCCGUGCAGGCCAACCAGAAAGAUGAUAACACUGCAGACAACAACAGUAACUCGACUACGACGACGAGGUUCUUAUUGCAGGAAGAAACGAUGUUGGGAGUAGCAGGACUGGGGGACACUAUCUUGAAGACAGCCUUGGCACGGAAGGUGGACCCUAUGCGGCCUCUGGAGAUGUCGAAGUGUAGUUCUACAGGGACAGAUCUGUUUGAUGCUGGUACGCUGCUAACUGCAGCCCCAAAGGCUGUUUUCGGCUUUCCCCUACGCGAUUGGAGCGUCGAGUUCGGGAACGGGUGGACGCAUGAGGAAGCAACGAAGCGCGUCGAGAUUUCUCAUCCUGGUGCUGAGGAUGCAGCUAGUGACGUGCAGCUCAGCGAGGUAAUGCCUCUAGCCACGGCUUACGAGUUGUGGCUGGAAGGGAGAACCAUCUUAUCGAAUAGUGUGAGAGCUACCAGCGCUAACCAAGCCAGCACGCCCCCUCUAAACACGGACGAGUUUCUGGACGAUGUCGUGAGAUCUGUAUUCGACAUGGGACUGCCUCUGGCGGAAAUUGUUAGUGUAGAGGCUUCGUUCGAGACGCGGACCCUGAGUUCAUUGAUGGAUUUACAUGCCAUGACGCUGAAAUUUCCGCUGCGCAGCCCGGACAACGCCUCUGUCGUAUGUGGUGAAACCAGUUGUGCGUUGCUGGAGCCCCAUGUAAACCUCAGACAGCGUCUGCCACGCAAGCAGGUUGGAAUAGCGCGAAUGAACACGUCCAACGCGGCAUUCGUGUAUGGUUUCACGACUGUGGCUAGCGUUCAAAGUGGUGCGGCCGUAGCGACACACUCGUUGGUGCUGUCCUUCGGCCGUUUAUCGUGGCGCUUCGAUAGUGAUGCGUACGAGUGUGAGCCGGGAACGUCUUCUGAAGAAGGUUGUCAGGUACUGCACCACCAGCUCGGUGAUAGCGAUCGCCAUUUGGUAUUGCCUAAACAGUGGCUCUCGACUCAACUCCAAAGUGGCAGUCGAGAAUCUUUUGUCUCUCUUGUUCAGCUCUUGGAGCCCAAGGUUAGAUUUCACCACGGACAAACGCCGUCGUUUGCGACGUUGGAGCACUUAGAGUCAUGGCCACAGGACAACACACAAACAUGCUCAGCUGCAAUGGAUACAUACCUCCAGUAUGUGGACAGCAAUCACUUUUACGUGAGUGGCGAUAUGGUGGAGACGAUGGCAGCAUCUGCGCUGAUGUUUAUUUUUCAAAACGCUCGAGUAUUGGAUAAUGCACCAGGUGUGGAGAUCAUGAUGACCCAACGACGACUUGUUGAUACUGAUACACGACGAGUAAAGGUCUUCUUGACGAAUACCAAGGUAGGCAACGUGUGUACGUGGACGGGAUGCGGUGUGCUACUGCUGUUGACGGUGUUGGUCCUCGUGUUACCAAACGAACGGGCUCGGCUUGCACCUCCGCGUGGAGGUAAUGCACGUGCUGAGAGAUUCGUAGCAGUGCAGACGGAGCAAAUUUACCCCAAUCUUAUUUACAAGAAGCGCUUCUUGAUUGGCAAAACGGGUGAGGAGAUUAAAUUUGGCGAGUUUGCCGUCGAGUCUGUCGGACUACACCACAAGAUGGAGGAAGACGAGCAGAUCUACAUUUGAGUUGUUUAAUUGUUCACGAAGUGUAUAGAUGAAUUGCUAAUGCUACAAGUGAACCGGUGAAAUUAAGACACUAUCUUUUGUGCUGGUACUAUAGUCG